CCGUCUCGACAACUUGCUCAUGAUAUACUGUAUGUCUUGGAGGAAGUCAAAAUUUGCAAUGUAUCCGAUUCCAUUUGCUUUGUUUUUUAUAGUAAUAGCACCAGGAGUACGCGCACAGUUAUUCACCUGUGACUUUGAAAAUGAUAUCUGUGAUCUAACCUCCGACACUACAACAACAUGGAGCACCGUGGAAGCAGGGGUAGCAGCAAAUCCUGGUACCGAUCAUACAUACGAAAGCUCUGGCGGACACUACAUGUACGCAUCUCUGACAAGUGGCCAAACUGCUCGCGUAAUUACCUCAGAUUUACCUGUUACCACAAAUAGAAAAUGCACAGAGUUUUUCAUUUUCAUGAAUGGUCAAAGUAACGCCAUCCUCAACGCGUAUGUCCGGGUGUCCGGUCAACCUACACCGGUAGGGCCGACGCUGACGAUCCAAGGCGACCAAGGGAAAAAGUGGGUUCGGGCACUAUUUACAGUGGAGCCACAGGCCAAGUUAUUUCAAAUCGUAAUUGAGGGGAAGAAUGGCGAGAUCUCCAUAGAUGAUAUGUCUAUUGUCAACGGCCAGUGUCCACAAAUUGACUGGACGUGCACAUUUGAGGACCCCGAUAUAUGCGGUAUGCAGCAGGAUAAAACUGAUGAGUUCGACUUUAAACGGCAGAAUAAAAAGACAGGCACGUGGAAUACUGGACCGAAGCACGAUCAUACAUACAACAACGCCUCCGGUUACUACAUGUACAUCGAAGCAAACGGAGCCAACACUGGACACGUUGCCCGUCUCAUUACACCCCUCCUCCAAGGAACCUCCGACCAAACCGAACCAUCGUGCCUCAUUUUCUGGUAUGACAUGUUCGGCAAGGACGUUGACUCGCUCAAUGUCUACCUGACCAUCCCAGGAGAAGAUGAGGAAUUCCCUGGUGAGCUAGUGUGGUCACUGGCGGGUAACCGAGGUGACCAGUGGAGAGGUGCAGAGGUGGUUGUAAACACCACCGAAGACUUUAAGAUUGUUUUCGAAGCAACACGAGGAGACACUGACAAGGCUGACAUCGCAAUAGACGAUGUCGAGUUUGAUGGCUUUGCACGUUGCCCUGGUCAUAAUGUCCUCCUAAAUCACAGUUCUAUAAGCUGUACCUUCGAAGAGAUCGAGAUUUGUUACUACAUUCAAGACACGACUGAUGACUACAACUGGUCCUGGAAGAACAGAGGUACACCGGUCUACUAUACUGGACCUGAUGUAGACCACACGAGGGGUGACGAACUUGGUUUCUUCAUGUUGAUUAACCCAUCGAACUCCAAACCAAUCGGAGCUAAAGCUCGGCUCAUCUCACCACCCUCAUCCCCCUUACCCGAUGGUGGUUGCCUGGAGUUCUACUACAACAUGUACGGAAUCGACGUAGAGACGCUGAACGUGUACACGAAGACGGCAGACCAGGACCUGCCAGGUACUCAAGUCUGGACAAAGCAAGGAAACCAAGGGAACUACUGGCAUAGGGCCACGUUUGCAACCCCACGGGAUCAAGUGUUCCAGGUGGUGUUUGAAGGAGUACGUGGUAUCGAAUCUCGAGAUGACAUCGCUAUCGAUGACGUUUUCUUGUACACCGAUGGUCCUAACAGCUGCCCGCCGAAACCGACACCCGAGAUUAUUCCUCCCACGCCAUCUGCAUCCACUCCUGGAUUCGAAUGUGGAUUUGAAGACGACUGGUGCGGCUUCACUCAGGCGCCAUGGGACCAGGGCGAUUGGAGUCGCAUUACACCUAAAACAGAGGGUUUUCAAUUAAACAAUAUAUGGGACCACACUACUAGAUCUCCUCAAGGUUACAUCAUAACUUUUGAUCCAAAUCGUGGCAAGUUCAAUAAGAAUGACCGCGCUCGCAUCUAUUCGCCCAUGGUCGCUCCGUCGCACCAACCACGCUGUCUGACUUACUACUAUCACAUGUCGCGGCAGAAUGUCGAUCAUAUGGGUUUCCAUAUCAGGAACUUCAACGAACCUCUACCGCUGGAUCCCGUUCUCUCUGUGUUCGGAAAACAGCCAUGGGGCUGGCAUGAGCAGAAAUACACAAUUGACCCUACCGAUAAAUACUUCCAGGUAUGUUUUUAUAUCAGCGUUGGAACGAAAAGAUGGAAUUCUGCUAUUGCUCUUGAUGAUAUUAGCGUUCAGAAUGGAGCAUGUGAAGUCGUACCGACGCCCACACCUAGGACAGGAAGUUGUGACUUCGAUAAAAAUUAUUGCGGAUAUACACAAUCCAAGAAAGAUAAUUUCGACUGGACAAGGAGGAAUGGACCAACAGCAUCACUAUAUACAAGUCCUCUAACAGAUCAUACCACAGGAACGCUGGAAGGUUAUUACAUGUACACUGAGACCUCUUCGGGCAGGCGACCUGGAGAUGCUGCCGACCUGAUGUCUCCUCAAAUCUCCGGCGACCAUGCAGGUUUAUGCCUUCAGUUCUUCUUUUACAUGUACGGUCGGGAUAUCGGCUUCCUUGGUGCUUACCUCUUACCCGCUCUCUCCUAUUCCCGUAUUGCGCUGGUCGAGGUCAGCGGGGACCAGGGACAGAGGUGGUUCCACAGAAACGUCGACAUUGAUCCUUUGCCCUUCGAAACAUUUCAGAUCUUCUUCAGAGGUGUUGUCGGGGGUGGUCCGAGAGGGGACAUCGCUAUUGACGAUAUAACCGUCUUCAAUCACCCGUGUUCUGGUGUCCGGACGGAAAGUGUAUGUGACUUUGAGAGCGGAUCGCAAGCAUGCGGUUACGGUAUGGCUAACGGGAUGGGGGAUGAAUGGGAAUGGUAUGAUGCCAGUGUCGUUGUUUCUCCACCAGUCGAGGAGAUGGAUGGAUCAUUCAUGUUUAGCAUUCCUACACCUGGAGUGACCGUACGUUUGACUACACCGACACUUGAUAUAAGAUCUGGUAAACAAUAUUCCCUCUCACUCGACUACCAGCUCUUCAACGAUUCAAAGCUGGCGUUCGCCAUCAGUAUUGAAAGAGAGAAUCAGACGGACAACCAAAUGAUUUUUCAACAAACACAUGGCGUAGAGGGGGUAGUUAAAGGGAAAUGGAAUGUUAAUACAGAGGACCUUGGUUUCAAAUAUGCAAAGAUUGUAUUCACAGCAUCUACAACUUCAUUCUCAGAGAGUGGCGUUGUGGCUAUUGAUAAUGUAGAGUUCAAACCCCAAUACCCAGAUAUGCCAACUAAAUCGGCACCUGUUAUCAAUUCUUACCGCGGGGAGACCAUCGUCCUCGGCGUAAUUCUGUCUGUCGCCAUCGUCGGCAUCAUUGUUGUCUUCAUCGUCAUUUUGGUUCGGCGAUCACGAAGUUCGGAUCUUUUGACCAUCGGCUACAAAAAUCAAAAAGACGAGCAUUUGGCACCCAGCCCUGUUGUCAUCAAAAGCGGAAAAGAUGGGGCAAAUAACGGGAUAGACAAUCCGAUGUAUAGUACCUGAUAUAUCAUCUCUACCCAAAUUUACACAGUAACACGUGACCUUCAUCAUGUUCAUCAGAUGCUGUUUUUAUCACCUUUAAUUUCUUUAUCAGAUUGAACGUUCCUCUAGUGAGUCGGUUGUGAAUUAUAGAGUUAGAAUAUGAACAACGAUUUUAAGCAUUCUUGAGCAUCACUGAAACAAAAUUUAGUGUUCAAUCCUAAAUGUAAGUGGUUAUCUGAUUUUUUAAGGAAGGGUAAAAUCAGUUGUUUCCUAUCCCCUUCCAUCUUUACCAUUCCCUACCACAGCAGGGCUUUGAAUCUUUGCACAAUUACAUCUUAAGGAAGGUUAUACACAAUCGACGGAGGGGGAGGGGGCCCCCACUCUCAUCCACUCCCCGAAAUCUUUUCAUUACAGAUUCUCCCAAGAAUCCAACGAAAAAUAAGACGAAUAAUGAAUAUGCUAUAAAAUACGAUCAGCUUGGUCACUUUGCUCCAUAGGUUAUAUAAAACAAGGUAGAAACUUUUAUGCUUAUUUCAACGUUAUUUAAUUGAUUCGAUGCCCACAUCGGAGUGAACAUAAAAUGUUCUACCCUGUUUGUAUUAAUAUUCAUCCAACACGAGGACUAUCUACAGAAUAUAUCAAGGUCAUUAUAACUUAUCAAGUUGCAAUAUGAUUAUAAAUCGUGGAAUAAUAGUGUACAUGGAAUAUCUUACUGUAUAAUGUUCUAAAUCAUCAUACGAAUACCCAUGUUCAAAUGAGUAGUUAUACUGUCAUCCUUUUUUAAAGCGAAAUUAUCAUCAAGUUGUUAUGACGUCAUAACAAUGAUACGAUUGGAUACCAAUUCUUACCUAACGUCCAAAAAUAUUAUAUUAGUAUUUUUCAGUAAGUUUACAAAUCAAAUUAAGAUAUUUUCAUUCAUGAUUUCAGAAAAUGCGCAAAAUACGAUUGGUCGAAAAAUUGGAUCGUGGACCAUUCGUAAGGUGUGCGAUGGCAUUAAUACAUAUAACAUAUGCCUAAUUCGUCGCUUGAAAAAUGUUGUGACAUUACUUGGCCCACAAAUUUUAGAUGAUUACUCUGUGUUUUCCAUCCCCAUACAUGUACAUUCGUGAAAGUUGUCCCUGAUGAUGGCUGAUGUUGGUCAAGUAAUUAUGUUUUCUUUUUACAUCGAUCGGCAUAUCAUGCAUAAUGGUAAGACUACAGUGCGUUCAUAUAGUGGACCCAUGCAUGGAUAGAUAUUGUCAACGCUAUUAAAAUGCUGAAAUUUUAAACAGUGAGAAAAUAAUUUAAUAGAGCGGAUAUUUCGACUGCACAAAUUUUCACAGUAAGUUCACAAAGUCGACAAUAUUAAAAUAUGAUUCACAUUGAAAUAGUCGAAUAGUCAUAAUGCAAAACUGACCUCACACCGUGAUCCACAAUGAACAAUAAUAAUUGAAAUGGUAAACAAAUUUAAGUGUGUAUAAAGUGUAUAGAAAUAUAUUCAUAAUCCGAUUAUAAUGCUUUUAUUCAGGAGAAUGUCGGGGAAGGUGAUCACAACAAAGGUUAAUUGUUGAAUAGGAUAAAUGAAUUCAAAUGUGACAGCAGGGGUCCAUCACUAAUUGAUUGAGCAUUAUGUUUUCUUUGCUUUUCUCGUAUUGAGGGCUCCUUUGGAAUUGCAUUGUAAACGAUCAACGUUUCCUGUAUUGUCAGCACAAUCAUUCACAGAUUAAUAUGAAA
This is a messenger RNA of Lytechinus variegatus (green sea urchin), 5128 nucleotides long. RefSeq names its product MAM and LDL-receptor class A domain-containing protein 1-like. The transcript is spliced from 19 exons. The coding region runs from base 20 to 3436 and encodes 1138 amino acids. Gene Ontology annotation, cellular component: membrane. NCBI's taxonomy places the organism in Eukaryota, Metazoa, Echinodermata, Echinoidea, Temnopleuroida, Toxopneustidae. The record is from RefSeq and is a predicted model, not a curated record.